AUGGCUGCACAACAACAAGAACUAGAUGAGAAGAACCCAUUCUAUGAGUUAGUUGUUAUUUGUUCGACAUCUGGUCAAUUCGAUCAAACCGUCAAUUCGUUCAAAGAUAUUAUAAAGAAGUCUAAGUUAGUAUGUAUAAAGGAUACUGAGUUGUUAGAUUGGAUAAAGAAGUACCAAAGAAGAGUUUUGAAGUACAAUGCUAUAAAUGAGUAUAUAAAUUCGAAGUUUAAAGACCCAAAUGAGGAAAUGCAGAGAAUAUUAGAGAAGAAACACUUCAGAAACAAACAGAAAGAGAUAGAAUACAUUUCGAAGAAAUUGCAAUCUUACGAUUGGAAGACUUACCCUCAUAGGUGUCUUCUUAUCUUAGACGACUUUGCUUCUCAUCCUUUGUUAAAGAACAGAGAACAAGAUAUGUGUCGAAUUCUUAAGAAGCUCAGACACUUUAACAUCUCUGUUGUCAUUUGUGUACAGACAGCCAAGAGUUUAAGUAAGGAUGUAAAGAGAAUACUUACUGACAUUAUACUUUUCCCAGGAUUGUCAGAAGACGAUUUCAUGGAACUUAUGAAAGAGUCCAUGGCAGGUAAGUUUGACAGACAUGAACUAUGGGAGAAGUAUAAAGUCAUACAAGACCCUCAUACUUCUUUCAGAAUUCAUAUCUACGCAAACAAAGUUCAAAUUGUAAAAAGUCAAGACCAAAAAUAA
Messenger RNA from Trichomonas vaginalis G3, 702 nucleotides. Its product is annotated as protein of unknown function, DUF4106 family. The transcript has a single exon. Lineage: Eukaryota; Parabasalia; Trichomonadida; Trichomonadidae. The record is from RefSeq and is a predicted model, not a curated record. Bases 1 to 702 code for a protein of 233 amino acids.